AUGCCAAUGCCAUCGGUCUUUCCUCGCUCGCGCAAUGGAGGUAGCCAUAUGUAUGCGCCAUCCAUUGCGCAGGUUCUCGAGUCGUAUUACCUGUCCCAGCUACGGUCUUCCACGCGUCCUAAGGCUUUCUCGCGAUACCAUCCCUACCCCUGCUAUACGGAGCGUGUUUCCUACGAUCCUUUGAUGCAAACUAUUGAUGAGCGAGACGAGCUCCCUGCUUACCAGGACGCUCGUGGGCAGCCUGCGCCAAACCAACCCCGCAACGGCACCGAACAUGGUCGGCGCCACGGCUUCGUCCACAAGGCUAUCAAUGCGUAA
Messenger RNA from Pleurotus ostreatus (oyster mushroom), 318 nucleotides. RefSeq lists its product as uncharacterized. The coding region runs from base 1 to 318 and encodes 105 amino acids. The record is from RefSeq and is a predicted model, not a curated record. The transcript is spliced from 3 exons. Lineage: Eukaryota; Fungi; Basidiomycota; Agaricomycetes; Agaricales; Pleurotaceae.